Prunus mume (Japanese apricot) is the source of this 618-nucleotide messenger RNA. RefSeq lists its product as uncharacterized. NCBI's taxonomy places the organism in Eukaryota, Viridiplantae, Streptophyta, Magnoliopsida, Rosales, Rosaceae. The record is from RefSeq and is a predicted model, not a curated record.
UCUGCUUUCAGAGAAAGAGGGAAAAUGGAGUCUUCAACUUCCUCAAUCUCCGUGACAGCCUCCUCAAACCCACCUUCCAAACGCCUUUUGUUUGAUCGCCGUUAUGGUUGGGUAAUUGAUGAAUGGAAAGACCCAUCGGAGGAAGCUCUGGCAGGUGGCCGAGGAAUGUUUUGCGUCCUGCCUCUUGCAAAAUCUUUGAUAAAGAUGGCUUCGCAGUCGAUUAAUCUUGCAGCGAACUCAGCAGUGAAAGCUCUUGAAAGGCCAGACCUGCUUUCUCCUCAGCUAUUGCAAGCUGGUCUAAAUGAUCGGCUUUACAAAAUUAAGUCUUCUUUGCCAAAGCCGGAAUUCAACUAUUUCUUACUCAAAGGAAAUCUCUCAUCAAAAGCUGCUAGUUCCUCCUCACGUAAACAAACAGAAAGCAAUAAAUCGUAGAUGAUUUUAAAUGAUUUGAUUUCUUAAAUUCCUCGUAGGAGUACCCAUCCGGUAUUGUUUUAGGUCAAAAUUAGGUAUGGUUUUGGAGUUUGUAACAAUCAGCAUUGUAUGGUAUCUUGCAGUAAUUGUAUGGUAAAACAUUUUGCUUUAUAAUCCUAAAAAUUUUCACGUACUUUAUGAAGCAUU